GUGCAUACGUAUACGGAAGUGCUGUUGUAAACAAAAACGUACUACCAUUAGCGUUCUUUUCCAGAGCCAAAACAUUGAUAUAUCUCAUUGUCUGCUGUUUAUCCGAGUUUGUUCAUAGGUUGCAGUUGAGCGGGCUCAUUUAAUGAAGUGCCAGUUUAUUGCCACAGCAAGACAUUCUUUGGUGUUGUGGCCAACAAGAAACUACUGCAGCGAACAUGUCUCGAAAACAGACAGCCAAACCUGCGCGGAGCAAUAAAAAGAGUGAGCUGGAACGCAAGAGAGAUGAGCGAGCAGCACGCCGUGCCAUUGCAAAGGACCGCAAGAACCGACCUCAGGACAGCGAUGAAGGUGCAGAAUAUGUGAGCUUCUCCAAUCAGCUCCAGGCACUGGGGCUCAAACUGAGGGAGGUCCCUGGAGACGGGAACUGUCUGUUCAGAGCUCUCGGUGACCAGCUGGAGGGUCACUCUCGUGAUCACCUGCAUCUCCGACAGGAGACCGUUGAUUAUAUGAUGUCUCAUCGACACGAUUUUGAGCCCUUUGUUGAGGAUGACGUCCCUUUCGCACAGCACUUAUCAAACCUCUCCCAGCCUGGUACGUUUGCUGGCAAUGAUGCCAUUGUAGCUUUUGCUCGCAGUCAGCAGGUGAAAGUGGUCAUCCAUCAGCUCAACACACCGCUGUGGGAGAUAAAUGGUGCAGAGAAGCCAGUGUGCAGGGAGUUGCACAUUGCCUACCGCUACGGAGAUCAUUACGAUAGUGUGAGGCGGGUUGGAGACAACUCUGAGAGUCCUGCUCAGCUUCGCAUAGAGAACCUGGAGAAUUCACAAGGCCAUCAGCGUGAGUUUGGAGACGGCCAGAGGGACAGACAGAAAAAAACAUCUCCGACAGCAUGUGAGGAGGAAAACGUAAUCCUGAGCUCCAUCAAGAACCGAGGAAUCCAGGGUGACGAGGAGAACUUGCUCCAGCUGAGUGCAGCAACAAUCAAUGCAGAGUGGCUCGCUGGUUCUGUGCUUGGCCAGCCCUGCCAGGGCAGCUGCACGACAGGAUCCUGCUCAGUCUGCAGCGAGCGGAAGCAGCCAGCAGAGGGCAGCAAUGCACAGAAACCUAAGCUGUCCAACAAGCAGAAGAAAGAGCAGCAGCGGCAAGAAAAGAAAAAGCGGCAAGAGGAGAGGCACAGGCAAAGGUUUCUUCAGGGUAAAGGAGGCCAGGACCAGAACCAGAACCUGCAGGAUACUGUGACUUUAGUACCAGCUCUAAAUACUCUCAGUAUAUARACUGGGACAUGGCCAAAAAAAUAAGCCCUCUACUUCAGCUACCAAUKGCUGUUCAGUUUUGCACAGAGUGGAGUAAAUGAAUAUAUCACAAAGGAUAACUUUUCUUAAAGAGAACCCUAUAGUUUCUUUGCUAACAGUAUAACGGUGCCUGCAAACCUGCGCGAGUGACAAGUGUGGAAGUUGGAAAACGACGACAUGACGGAGCGUGACUAUCAGUGUUUCUGUUGGGUUUUUAAUCAAACUUCGUCCUUUAGUUUGCAUCUGUAAAAACAACCUCAGACCUGGUCUACCUUCUUCGCUGCCUUUUUUUCUUUUUUUAUUAAUUUAUUUUUCUGCAGGACGUCUGGCUUUUCAUGCAGUUAAUUCUGUGUAACAGGCUUUUUGAUUUGCCACAGAUCGGGUUGUUGUUCAUUCAGGUCGUCCUGUUUGUGAAUGAAAGAGGAAAAUUAUUAUAUCGCUCUCUGUUUAAGGAAUGUGGGAACACUUAAAAGUAAACAACUUAAUGUUUUUAUAGUGCAAGAUGAUGAGUGUAAGAUUUACAUUUAAACUUGUCUGUAAGUCUAAUUCAGUUUCCAGCUGUUUAUUUAUUUGUUUUCUCUUUCAGUUCCUGUCAAAUGUAGCAUCAUAACUCACCAAGUCUGAACUCGUGAGCAUUUGGUCCACAGAUAUCUAACGACACAAAGUAUUUGUAUAUGCCAUUAAAUUAACAGAACGUUUUAUUUGUGCUGCAGGCUUCAGAUAGUGCCAAAUAAUACAAUUUUUAG
This is a messenger RNA of Austrofundulus limnaeus, 2035 nucleotides long. RefSeq names its product OTU deubiquitinase 3 (gene otud3). Bases 216 to 1295 code for a protein of 359 amino acids. The transcript has 8 exons. Lineage: Eukaryota; Metazoa; Chordata; Actinopteri; Cyprinodontiformes; Rivulidae. The record is from RefSeq and is a predicted model, not a curated record. Gene Ontology annotation, biological process: protein K6-linked deubiquitination; protein K48-linked deubiquitination; protein K11-linked deubiquitination. Gene Ontology annotation, molecular function: cysteine-type deubiquitinase activity.